Trichomonas vaginalis G3 is the source of this 343-nucleotide messenger RNA. RefSeq lists its product as uncharacterized. The annotation marks the transcript as partial. NCBI's taxonomy places the organism in Eukaryota, Parabasalia, Trichomonadida, Trichomonadidae. The transcript has a single exon. The record is from RefSeq and is a predicted model, not a curated record.
AUGACGGAAGAAGUUGAAACGGUAGAUUUGACACCACAAACAAAAAGUUCAGAACCAUUGUCAAAACCUGUCAAAGAACUUACAGAUGAAGAAAAAAAUUCAAUAAUAGAAAGUGCCAGGUCUGGAAAUACAAACCCUAACUACAAAGUCACUUUUCAUAGAAAUGGAACGGCUAGUAUCUCAAAAAAGAAACAGACUCUCACAAAUAAAAUAUUGAAGUCUGAAGGAGCUUUCGAGACAACAGAUGGGAAGGUAUACUUCACCGACCAACAGUUCAUUAUAGAACAUCUCAUUGACUUAGAGUCGAAAUAUUCUAAACUUUACAACAAACACAAAAAGUUGA